Messenger RNA from Populus trichocarpa (black cottonwood), 2631 nucleotides. RefSeq lists its product as uncharacterized. The record is from RefSeq and is a predicted model, not a curated record. Bases 597 to 2447 code for a protein of 616 amino acids. Lineage: Eukaryota; Viridiplantae; Streptophyta; Magnoliopsida; Malpighiales; Salicaceae. The transcript has 12 exons.
UGCUUACCAACAAGAGAAGAGAAUGUGGAAAUUGGACCAUAAAUGUAUGGACAUUUCUAUGUUAACACUCAUCACGGCAACUAUUUAUCAUCCCCUUCUUUGUUUCUUUAGCGUUCUCUCUCUCUCUCUCUCUCUCUCUGGUGAAGAGAAUCAAAGAAAAUUGUUAACUUUUGGACGCCUUUGACAUUUCAAGGUGCAAGGGUCUGCUCUAUACUGUAGCAUAGACUUGAGCAAACUUUCUUUCUUCUCCAAUUAAGGCCCACGAGCUGGUUUACAUCUUUUAAUGCAGAAAGACUUUUAAUUUGUAAAAGUGAACUGAUUUAUAGACCAACGUGAGUCGCUUCAAGGUGAAGGCUCACUGGUCAAAAGCACAAAGGUUUUAUCCUUCUGAACUAUGUCAGGCUCUCUACUAUGUUCAGACACUGUUAACAGCUGCUAAUGAUCACUUUGUGGGUACGGGUUCUGGUUAGCUAUAUUACAUGAAGACAAGUCCAGUUUUUGGAGUCUAAUUAGACCUCAGUGGCUCCGGUUCUCUGAUUCAUCAUUUCUUUAAAGAUUCAAUCUUGGGUACUUGCUUGUUUUGUUCCUGGAGUUCAAUGUUUGAAGGUGGCGAAGAUAGUAAAAUGUAUGGAUUGAAAGUGACUACUAGACACAAGCGUUCAAAGAGCUUCCCAGAUAAGAAAAGAGUCGAGGAAGAUGACUUAGAUAGUUCCUUUGAAGCAUCCAGCCGCAUAAAGCUGAAUAUGGGGCUCUUGAAAUACUCUGCCAAAGCCGAGAAGAAACAAUCCCCUAAGACCGAAAUGCAAGAUUCUUUGAAGCAAGAGAUUCUACAGCUUGAGAAAAGAUUACAAGAUCAGUUUCAGGUCCGUUGGGCUCUUGAAAAGGCAUUGGGUUAUAGGACUUCUUCCCAUGAGAGCAUGUCUGAGCUGUCAAUGCCUAAGCCAGCCACAGAAUUAAUCAAAGAAACUGCAGCAUUAGAGUUGGAAGUUGUAUAUCUGGAACAAUAUCUUCUCUCCCUGUACCGGAAGGCAUUUGAUCAACGAGCAUCCUUGGUUUCCCCAUCUAACCAGGAUCAAAGUUUAAAAACCCCUGUCACAACCCCGAGACGAAGGUUGUUUGAUGUUUCCAGGCCUGAUAUAUCAAAGAAGGAAACUUCAGCUACUGAAACUGCUUGUCAGUCACUUGACAAUACAUGGAAGGAAACCAAUAGAAUAGGAGGAGAGGAGAAACUAUUAGAUUCUGGAGUUCAUCGAUGUCAGUCUUUAUUGUCCCAAAACACUACAUUUUCAAAUAGAGCCUCUCCUCCAUCAGAAUCUUUUGGUAGAGCUGUGCGUGCAUGCCAUACGCAGCCAUUGUCCAUGAUGGAGUACGCCCAGAGUGCAUCAAACAUUAUUAGUUUGGCUGAGCAUCUUGGUACUCGCAUUUCUGAUCAUGUUCCAGAGACACCUAACAAGCUUUCAGAGGAUAUGAUAAAGUGCAUGUCAGCUAUAUACUGCAAGCUUUCAGAUCCACCUUUGACACAUAAUAGCCUUUCAUCUCCCAGUUCAUCUUCACCAUCCAUGAGUGAAUUUUCCCCACGAGAACAAUGUGAUAUGUGGGGUCCGGGAUUUAGGAAUAAUUCAUCCUUUGACAUACGGUUGGAUAACCCUUUCCUUGUUGAAGGUCUGAAAGAGUUCAGUGGACCAUACAGUACAAUGGUUGAAGUCCCAUGGAUCUAUAGAGAUAGUAAAAAAUUAGGAGAUGUUGAAAACUUGCUACAAAAUUUCAGAUCACUUAUCUGUCGACUAGAGGAAGUUGAUCCUAGGAAGCUAAAACAUGAGGAGAAGCUAGCUUUCUGGAUCAAUAUACACAAUGCGUUGGUGAUGCAUGCAUUUCUGGUGUAUGGGAUUCCCCAAAACAAUGUUAAGAGGCUCUUUCUACUUUUGAGAGCUGCAUAUAAUGUCGGGGGUCAUACAUUUAGUGCAGACACGAUACAGAGUUCUAUCCUUGGAUGCCGGAUGUCUCGUCCUGGACAGUGGAUUCGAACAUUACUUUCAUCAAAGUCCAAAUUCAAGACAGUAGAGGAUCGGCAAGCAUAUGCAACUGACCAUUCAGAACCGCUUUUGCACUUUGCACUAUGUUCAGGAAGCCAUUCUGAUCCUGCGGUCCGUGUCUACACUCCAAAGGGAAUAAUUCAUGAGCUUGAAGCUGCGAAGGAAGAGUAUAUCCGAGCAACCUAUGGCGUACGCAAGGACCAGAAAAUCCUGCUUCCAAAGAUUGUGGAAUCGUACACCAAGGAUUCAGGUUUAUGUCCUGCGGUUGUUCUUGAAAUGAUCCAAAAAACUUUGCCUGCUACUGUAAGGAAGUGUCUUAAGAAAUGUCAGCUAGGAAAACCUCGUAAGACCAUUGAAUGGAUUCCGCAUAAUUUUACUUUUCGGUACCUGAUAUCUAAAGAGCUGGUAAAGUGACUGCUUCCGUGUGUCAAAAAGUUUAAUAGUAUUCGACCUCCUCUAUUCAUUCACAUAGCUCUCAAGGUUCUCAUAUUUUGAGAUUUUAAAUUUUUUCCUUGUAUAUAUUAGGAGAUGAAGUCUGAAAUGGUGGGAUAGAACAAUGCGAUAUUUUGUUUUGUAUAAUGAAAUCUCGAUUCCGCCU